Molecule: messenger RNA, 1217 nt
Organism: Diabrotica balteata
Lineage: Eukaryota; Metazoa; Arthropoda; Insecta; Coleoptera; Chrysomelidae
Source: the annotation of a GenBank genome assembly
GUAUUGAACGUUACAAAAAGUGCAGUAUAACCGGGAUCUGUCACUGUGUUAUAAAAGUAUAGAAAUCCUAGUAAUUUGAGUAUAUUUUGUGUUUUAGUUUUCAAGUGUUAAGUUAAAUAAUGUCCAAGCCAGAGCAAGUUUUGCAAAUAGAACCCCAACAUGAGCUUAAAUUCAAAGGUCCUUUUAAUGAACCUUCUGGGACAUAUAUGAAGCUUACCAACCCUACCGAUAAAAGAGUAGUAUAUAAAAUUAAGACUACAGCUCCAAAAAAAUAUUGUGUGCGUCCCAAUUCUGGCAUUUUAGAACCCAACUCUCACACUGAGAUUUCAAUUUUCUUCCAACCACAACCGUUGGUGUUCGACACGGCGGAAAAGAACAAACACAAAUUUAUGGUGCAGACAGCAUUUGCUCCCGAAUCGGAGUUCAACAUGGACCAGCUGUGGAAGGAAAUCACUCCUGAGCAACUGAUGGAUUCCAAGUUGAAGUGUGUCUUCGAGUUGCCGCCUGAUCAGGCAGAAGGCACCGCUGAAGACGCUACUAAGUUUAGUCCCAAGACAGUUGCUGCUAACGCUGCAGUCCCAGACAAUAGUAACGUGGAGUGGGAGCUGAAGAAAGCUGCACAAGAGGUACAGCAGCUUAGAGAAGAAGAAAGUCAAUUGAGGCAGCAACAUUUACGACUAAAAGAAGAAAUUCUCCAAUUGAAACAACAGCUAGGCCAAUCACGAGCCGCCCCAGUCAACAGAUACGCCCCACCCGUACAGGAACAGACCAUUCCAAUGGUGUAUGUCGGUUUGGCAGUACUUCUGAGCUUCAUAGGCAUCAUAUUGGGCAAAUUCGCGCUCUGAAACGGAGUCCACACAAGACUCGGACACCAUUCUUGUUGUAUAUAGACCAGUCGCAGCAUAAGAUUUUAUCAUUUUAUGUGGUAUUGUAGAAAUUUUUGAUAGUGACAUUUUGGUGGAAUUAAAUAGGUAUCUUGUUUCGGAAAAAUAUCCUUCUGAAUAAACUGUGACGUUACUAUCAUCACUUAAAAGACAAUUUAGUAAUAGUGCUUAUGUAUACUCUUAUUAAGUGAUCACAGUAUUUUGCUCUUAUUAGAUGCUGCCAGGGUCAUAUAAUUUAAGCUCUUUUACACUCUUGUCACCAUCAUCCACUACAUGUACGUCUCCAUUGAUAAUGGAGGAGGAAAUAACUUCAUUAAAAAUUAUCAUGAUCUG